Molecule: messenger RNA, 691 nt
Organism: Danaus plexippus (monarch butterfly)
Lineage: Eukaryota; Metazoa; Arthropoda; Insecta; Lepidoptera; Nymphalidae
Product: chorion class B protein PC10-like
Exons: 2
Coding region: 23-664 (213 amino acids)
Biological process (GO): multicellular organism development; chorion-containing eggshell formation
Cellular component (GO): egg chorion
Molecular function (GO): structural constituent of egg chorion
Source: RefSeq, a predicted model, not a curated record
GUCCAGGCAUCCAACACUCAACAUGUUCAAGACUGUUCUCGUAGUUUGCGCUCAAGCGCUCUUCGUCCAGUCCAUUGCUGGACAGUGUCUUGGAGCUGGUUACGGUCCUCUCGCCGCUGAAAUUCCUCUGUCUGCUGCCAACUGGGCUGGUAUGUCUGCUGGUCCUUGCGGUUCUGCUGGUCUCUUUGACGGUUCUUGGUCUGCCGCCGGUGGUCCCUUCUAUGGUGCUGGUUACGGACCUGCUGCCGCUUCUGCCUCUCAUGGAGCUUUACCUGUAUCCAGUGCAUCCAUGAUCCCACCAAGUGGAGUGUCUGUACGAUCAGACAACGCCAUCGAAGGACCUCUCGCAGUCUCCGGUGCUCUACCAUUCCUGGGAACCGUAGCUUUGGAGGGCGCUCUGCCCACCGCUGGUGCUGGUGCUGUAGCUUACGGUGCCGGUAACGGAGAAGUCGCCAUGUUGUCUGAAGAUAUCGGCGCCGAUGGAUUCAACUCCCUGGCUGGUGGUCUUGGUUAUGGAGCUGGUGCUCUUGGUUAUGGAGCUGGUGCUCUUGGCUAUGGAGCUGGUGCCCUUGGCCUUGCAGCUGGUCCUUUAGGAUACAACGGCGCUUUAUCUGGCCUAGGAUAUGCACGAACUGGUUGCGGCUGUGGCUCACGACUCAUCUAAACAACAAAAGAUCAAAGCAAUAAAUGA